Molecule: messenger RNA, 933 nt
Organism: Closterium sp. Naga37s-1
Lineage: Eukaryota; Viridiplantae; Streptophyta; Zygnematophyceae; Desmidiales; Closteriaceae
Source: the annotation of a GenBank genome assembly
AUGUCAUUGCCCAGUGUCUGGUGCCUGUCCCACUCCCUCCUCCCCUCACACCUCCCGCUUCCCCUGCCCCUACGUCCGCCAUUUUCCCCAACUCCCCCGCCCCUCCACUUCCAUCUCCCCCGCCCCCUCCACUUCCAUCUCCCCCUCCCCUCCACUUCCAUCUCCCCUUCCCAUGUAUCCAACACCUUCCCCCUCACCCCCCCCCCCCCCCCCCCCCCCCCCCCCCCCCCCCCCCCCCCUCACCCCUCCCCCUCCACCUCCCACACCACUCUCCCUUGCGGUGCUGGUUACAUCCAAAUGCUGGUGGGUGCGUGCCUGCCUGCUGCUGCUGCUGCUGCUGCUGCUGGGCUGGGAUCCGCAGCCUCUCAGGCCUCUUCCAGAGCCUUACCAGCCCACCUCCUGCGGACCAAGACACAUCUUCCUGUUGGAACCUCGCUCCUCUCACGCGCCAAGACUCACAUCUUCCAGUUCCACGGGCUGAUGAAGCUGCUACUGCCCCACCCUCUCUCCGCACCCCCUCCUUCCCCAGCUACCUGGACUCUCUGGGGUGGUGGGUGUGGCUGGGGUGGUGGGUGGGGCUGGGGUGGUGGGUGCAGCAGUUGUUCUUCUCCUCACGUUUCUCACUCUCCCUUUCAGGCGUCUCAACAACUGCUGUUGCAGGAGCUGCUGCUCGCUGUGAGUGUUGGAAGGGCGUUUAGGUGCGCUGCGAAACACUCACUGUGGGCUGCUGGGGAGAAGGAGGGGGAGGGAGGGAUGAGGCAAAGUGGGCAGAGCAACUCAGUAAGCAAUUACACUCCCGCCUCUACCCACCACUACCCACCUCCACCCACCUCUCCCAACCCAACUUAUACUCACCUCUACCCACCCUCAACUCCCCUAUCAUCCUCUACCGCCCUCUACCCACCUUCUAAUCCACCAUCAUGCACGGCAUAG